Cooperia oncophora is the source of this 747-nucleotide messenger RNA. Lineage: Eukaryota; Metazoa; Nematoda; Chromadorea; Rhabditida; Trichostrongylidae. The record is from the annotation of a GenBank genome assembly.
AUGUUGGACACAGUGAGGAUCCGCUGGAAUGGAAGAUGUUAUAAGGGAAAGGUACUGUUUCCCACUCACUCGAGUAACAUUUUGUCCCUAAUUUCAGCCUGCUACGCUUAUAGUGACCUGCAGGUACUGUUCACGGGGCCAAAAGAGAUAUGUGAAAUGAAGUCAUCUGCUGUGACCGCAGACGGCGAGAUUGUCAACGAUGUUUUCGACAUCUCGCCUCCUGCACAGGAUGUGGGUCAACAUGACGACGGUGCUACUACAGAUUCAGCUGAUCCGGGCCCCUCUGCAAAGGAGCGAGAGAUCAUGACGAGGCUGAUACGAGUCGAAGAAGAUAAUUCCUUAAUGAAAAACAUGAUGGUCCAAAUGAACUCCUUGCUCGCAUCGCACACCCACAGACUGGAGCGCAUCGAGCAAAUCGGCAAAGAGCUUUUGAGGCGAAACCCGGCCAAACAGAGUCAAGGGAACAUCGUUUAUGCAUAUGUUAGUGCGAGGGCCGUGGCCGAGUUGCGAGAACUAAAAGGGCAGAAUAGAAACCAUUUCGCGCUGGCCCUAGAAAAAAUGGUCCUCAGCGACGACCCCAAGGAAAUGGAGUUACUCGUAGAUGACCGUAGUGAGAAAGAGAGAGUUCUCUUCUAUUCAACAGUGCGUUCACAAGUAUUACGACAUUCCCGAACGAACGGGACGACGUUUGGAGGAAAAUCGAGGAAACGCUUAAUAGUCGCGUUAGGAGGCUUAGAAAAACUAUAG